Messenger RNA from Eimeria necatrix, 1942 nucleotides. Its product is annotated as Heat shock protein, related. The transcript has a single exon. The annotation marks the transcript as partial. Lineage: Eukaryota; Apicomplexa; Conoidasida; Eucoccidiorida; Eimeriidae. Gene Ontology annotation, cellular component: cytoplasm. Gene Ontology annotation, molecular function: ATP hydrolysis activity; heat shock protein binding; misfolded protein binding. The record is from RefSeq and is a predicted model, not a curated record. Gene Ontology annotation, biological process: cellular response to unfolded protein; protein refolding.
AUGGCGGAGGCUCCGGCGGUGGGCAUCGACUUGGGCACCACGUACUCGUGCGUGGGCGUGUGGAAGAACGACGGGGUGGAAAUCAUCGCCAACGACCAGGGCAACCGCACCACCCCUUCUUACGUGGCUUUCACUGACACGGAACGUUUAGUUGGAGAUGCAGCGAAGAAUCAAGUGGCUCGAAACCCCGAGAAUACGGUCUUCGACGCGAAACGGCUCAUCGGCCGCAAGUUCGACGACCCCGCAGUCCAGGCCGACAUGAAACACUGGCCGUUUACGGUGAAGUCCGGGCCCGCUGGAAAGCCUUUAAUAGAAGUCAGUUAUCAGGGAAGCAAAAAGACUUUUCACCCCGAGGAGAUCUCCGCGAUGGUGUUGAUGAAAAUGAAGGAAAUCGCAGAAGCUUUCAUCGGAAAAGAAGUCAAAGAGGCUGUCAUUACAGUGCCCGCUUACUUCAACGACAGCCAAAGACAAGCCACUAAAGACGCGGGAACUAUUGCGGGGUUAAAUGUCUUGAGAAUAAUAAAUGAACCAACAGCAGCAGCAAUAGCUUACGGACUUGACAAAAAAGGACAUGGAGAAAUGAAUGUUCUUAUUUUCGACAUGGGGGGCGGGACUUUUGAUGUUUCUUUGUUGACAAUUGAAGACGGGAUUUUCGAAGUUAAAGCAACUGCAGGAGACACGCAUUUGGGAGGAGAAGACUUCGAUAAUAGACUUGUUGAUUUUUGUGUUCAAGACUUCAAAAGAAAAAACAGAAGCAAAGACUGCAGCAGCAACAGCAGAGCUUUGCGGCGGCUGCGGACUCAGUGCGAAAGAGCGAAGAGGACUCUCAGCAGCAGCACUCAGGCCACUAUUGAAAUAGAUUCUCUUUUUGAAGGAAUUGAUUAUUCUGUUUCCCUUUCAAGAGCUCGUUUUGAAGAACUUUGCAUGGACUAUUUCCGGAAUAGUUUAGUGCCAGUUGAGAAGGUUUUAAAAGACAGUGGGAUCGACAAAAGGAGCGUUCAUGAAGUGGUCUUGGUCGGAGGAAGUACCCGAAUUCCGAAAAUCCAACAACUCAUUCAGGAGUUCUUCAACGGAAAAGAACCCUGCAGAUCCAUAAAUCCAGACGAAGCUGUUGCUUACGGAGCUGCAGUUCAAGCAGCAAUUUUAAAAGGAGUUAACAGCAGCCAAGUCCAGGACUUGUUGCUUUUAGAUGUUGCUCCUUUAUCACUAGGUUUGGAGACUGCUGGCGGAGUUAUGACAAAGUUAAUUGAAAGAAAUACUACUAUUCCCACGAAAAAAUCCCAAGUUUUCACGACUUAUGCGGACAACCAGCCCGGAGUUUUGAUUCAAGUUUUUGAAGGAGAAAGAGCCAUGACAAAAGAUAAUAACUUGUUAGGAAAGUUCCAUCUUGAUGGCAUUCCGCCAGCUCCAAGAGGAGUUCCGCAGAUUGAAGUUACUUUUGACAUUGACGCAAAUGGAAUUAUGAAUGUAACUGCCACUGAGAAGAAUACUGGAAAGUCCAAUCAAAUUACAAUCACUAAUGAUAAAGGAAGACUGAGUCAGGGAGAGAUCGACAGAAUGGUGGCGGAGGCGGAGAAGUACAAAGCUGAAGAUGAAGCUAAUAGGCAAAGAGUUGAAGCAAAGAAUGGACUUGAGAAUUAUUGCUAUUCCAUGAGAGGAACUUUGGAAGAUGAAAAAGUCAAAGACAAGAUCUCAGCAGCAGACAGAGAAGCUGCUGCUGCAGCAAUUCAAAAGGCGCUCGAUUGGCUCGAUAAGAACCAACUCGCGGAAAAGGAAGAGUUCGAGGCCAAACAGAAAGAAGUCGAGAGUGUAUGUACACCUAUUGUCACCAAAAUGUACCAAGCAGCAGCAGCAGCCGGCGGGGGGGCCCCCGGGGGGGCCCCCGACAUGGGCAUGGGCGCGGGGGGGGGGGCCCCCGGGGGCCCCCCCGGGGGGGAAGGCG